Molecule: messenger RNA, 789 nt
Organism: Leishmania mexicana MHOM/GT/2001/U1103
Lineage: Eukaryota; Euglenozoa; Kinetoplastea; Trypanosomatida; Trypanosomatidae
Exons: 1
Coding region: 1-789 (262 amino acids)
Source: RefSeq, a predicted model, not a curated record
AUGGCACUGGACUUCGAUGUGGACGAUACGCCAACCUUUCCUGAACUCGUGCGGGAUGCUCGCCUCGAUGUCAUGAAGGGUCGCGCGAUGAAGGCGUGUUGGUCAGAGUUGGCUGAUCAGCAUACAUUCUUCAGUGACAUCGCCAAAGAGGGCCGCACUCGUGGCGAAACCCUCGGUACUGUGCUGGUUACUGUCCAAGGGAUCUGUCAAGCUCUGCAGCGUGUCGAACUCUCCAACUCCGAGGUUGGGGCACCCUCGCCAGCUUGCACCGCCCCCUUUUCUCCGCCGGCACAAGGAGCAGUCGGGGAUACGUGGCCUGGUAGCCGGCUUGAGGAGGCGCAGACGCUCGCGCAGGUUGCCCGUGCAUACGUCUGUCUGUACUGCUCUACACCAAUCCCGACGUGUGCGCAAUGGGUGAGCUCGCUGCAGCCUCUCUUUCCUCAGUCACCGAACGCAGCCAGCACAGCCGUCAACGGCGCAGGUGCAUCUCGCUUCGAUGAUGAUGCGGGUGCUGUCCCCGCUACACCCACAUCAUCUACGUUAUGCCGCUACUUGACAAAGCUGCGUCAGACAGUGGAUGACGUCGCGCAGGAGUUGCCUGGCGGCGAGGUGGAUGGGACGGAUGGUGGCUUUGCCGAGGAGAAGCUGAAGGAGCUGGUGGUAUGCUGCAUGACGGUCGGACGACGGGUGGCACGGCCGACCAUGCUCCCCCCUUUAGACGCGCUCGUGGUGCGCGAGAUGGUGAAGGUGCUUCAGGACUUUGUGGGGAGCUCGACGCUAGAGUGGUGA